Molecule: messenger RNA, 1114 nt
Organism: Phacochoerus africanus (Common warthog)
Lineage: Eukaryota; Metazoa; Chordata; Mammalia; Artiodactyla; Suidae
Gene: TOMM22
Product: translocase of outer mitochondrial membrane 22
Exons: 4
Coding region: 46-471 (141 amino acids)
Biological process (GO): intracellular protein transport
Cellular component (GO): mitochondrial outer membrane
Source: RefSeq, a predicted model, not a curated record
CCCUUCCGCUUCCGGUGACCCCCCCCACCCCCCCGCCCCACAGCCAUGGCUGCCGCCGCUGCCGCCGGCCCUGGGGCGUCCCUGUCCCCGGACGAAUUGCUUCCGAAAGGCGAUGCCGAGAAGCCUGAGGACGAGCUCGAGGAGGAAGACGACGACGAGCUAGAUGAGACCCUGUCGGAGAGACUGUGGGGUCUGACGGAGAUGUUCCCGGAGAGGGUCCGGUCCGCGGCUGGAGCCACUUUUGAUCUCUCCCUCUUCGUGGCUCAAAAAAUGUACAGGUUUUCUAGGGCAGCAUUGUGGAUUGGAACCACUUCCUUCAUGAUCCUGGUUCUUCCUGUCGUCUUUGAGACUGAGAAGUUGCAGAUGGAGCAACAGCAGCAACUGCAGCAACGGCAGAUACUUCUAGGGCCUAACACAGGGCUAUCAGGAGGAAUGCCAGGGGCUCUACCAUCACUUCCCGGAAAGAUCUAGAUUGUUACUGCCAUGUUUGACCUGUCUUGGUGGGAGAAAUUUGAAAAUUCAAUAGUGUUUGAACUGCUGAUUACUGGAUUUUUUUUUUUUUUAACUUUGGCACAUUGAUCCAUCUAAACCUGGUGGGGAGGCUUCCCAUUGUCUUGUGGGGAGACUCCAAACUCGCAGCCAUGCACUCCAUGCUAUCCUGACUUAUUUUUUUCUGUCCUCACUCUGAUAGCAAGCAGAGUGCAGCACUGCAGAUGGUUACACCACCUCUGGCCAUCCCACCCCUUUCCCUAAAUUACUCUUGACCAAAAGAUUCCUCACUAUCCCAUUGUGGGGUAGGAACUAAUGCCACUGGGAAGGGUGUACCCUGACCAAUAACAGCUAUUUGGUUUUUUAAGAAUGGAAUGCACACAAUAUAAAAUACAAAAUGCAUUACAGCUGUCCUGUAAAGCAGCCACUGUGAAUUUCUACGUAUGUUGGAGGGAGGGCUGGCAGCAGCUUCAACCACAAGAUGGGGACUGUGGAGGACAAAGCAAGAGCUCAUUUCCUCUGCAUAUUUUGGCUGUUAGAUCUGUGUGUUUGUCUAAAAGAGAGGGGGGAGAAAAACUCAGUGCUCACUUUUUGUAUUUAAAUAUUAAAAUGAUCCCAACCAAAA